UUUCAGGUCACCAACAAUGGCUGGAGGUCUUUUUGCAAUUGAUAAGAGUUACUUUGAGGAGAUAGGAACUUAUGAUUCUGGAAUGGAUGUUUGGGGAGGAGAGAACCUAGAAAUUUCAUUUAGGAUAUGGAUGUGUGGAGGUGUAUUGGAAAUAGUUACUUGUUCACAUGUUGGACAUGUGUUCAGAAAAUCUACCCCUUAUACGUUCCCUGGAGGCACUGGUAAAAUUAUUAAUCGUAAUAAUCAGAGACUAGCAGAGGUGUGGAUGGAUCAAUAUAAAAACUUUUAUUAUAAAAUGAAUCCAGGUGUUCGUAAAACAGAAUAUGGAGAUGUUACAUUCCGAAGAGAAUUAAGAAAUAAACUAAAAUGUAAAUCAUUUGAUUGGUUCUUGGAAAAUAUUUACCAAGAAUCACAAUUCCGACUGAAUGUACAGAUGAUUGGUGAGGUAAGCAAUGACUAUUAUUAUUGUUUCCUAUGCUGUAAAGGAAUAAGAACCUUUGCAAUCCGUCUGUGCAUCUGUGACACGGACGUCAUGAAGUUCGUCAAAA
Messenger RNA from Anneissia japonica, 548 nucleotides. RefSeq names its product polypeptide N-acetylgalactosaminyltransferase 1-like. Gene Ontology annotation, cellular component: Golgi apparatus. The record is from RefSeq and is a predicted model, not a curated record. NCBI's taxonomy places the organism in Eukaryota, Metazoa, Echinodermata, Crinoidea, Comatulida, Comatulidae. The annotation marks the transcript as partial. The transcript has 3 exons.